GCUCCCCCUGGGAGACGCCAUUUUCCGGAGCGCCCCAGCGCGCUCUUAAAGGGGCCGCGCCCCGUGCUGAGGGGCAGCGGGUUCUGGGUCUGCUCCUGAUUCCCGAUCCUUGUUCCCGGUCCCCGGUUUAGAAGAACCGGUGGCUGAGGCUCUUCUGAUCACUACAGCCGUGGGCGGAGCGUGCCGGGGCGGGACUGCACCGGGCCGGUGCGUGUGUGGGCCGAGGCCUCCUUCUAGGGCCGCCCUAACACCAUCGGGUAUCCUCGGCGUGUUUUUAUUCUCUGUAAUCACGUAUAUAUUCCCUUUUUCCACAAUUCAGUGCUGCGGUUGAAUCACUCCGUGGGGAUACCAGGAAGUGAGGGAGAAUUCCUGGAUCUUCUCCAGCACCAGGAGAGUUUCCUGUGGAGUCCUCAGCGAUGGCAGCCGAGGACAGGGAUUACAACCUGACUGAGGAGCAGAAAGCUGUGAAAGCCAAGUACCCCCCUCUCUGCAAAAAAUAUGAAUAUUUGGAUCACACAGCAGACGUGCAGCUCCAUGCCUGGGGAGACACGUUGGAAGAAGCCUUUGAGCAGUGUGCCAUGGCCAUGUUUGGCUACAUGACGGACACGAGCACUGUGGAACCCGUGGGUACAGUGGAGGUAGAGGCAGAAGGGCAUGACCUGUUGUCUCUUCUCUUUCACUUCCUGGAUGAGUGGCUGUAUAAAUUCAGUGCUGAUGAGUUUUUUAUACCCAGGGAAGUGAAAGUGCUUCACAUUGACCGAAUGCAGUUCAAAAUAAGAUCAAUUGGGUGGGGAGAAGAGUUCUCUUUAGACAAACACCCACAGGGCACAGAAGUCAAAGCAAUAACUUACUCAGCAAUGCAGAUCUGUGAAGAUGAAAAGCCGGAAGUCUUUGUCAUCAUUGAUAUUUAAAGUAAGAGUGUGGCUGAGUGGAUAUUGGUCAUCGUCUGGCAAAAACCCCCUGAAACUGUAAUCCCUGUGGAAAAAAUGAAGGAAUUGGCCAGUUAAAAUCAGAAAUUGAACAGAGUAGUUGCAGGGAAUGUCAGACUGUUUUCACUGAGAAUAAGAAGAAUUAAUUGGGGUUUUGGGGGAUAUGGAGAAGGUGACGUUUGUACAGGUUGGAAGUCUCCCAGGAAUGCUGGCAGUCAGCUUCUAAGGCUGAUAUGUGCUAGGAGCUGUAUGAAAUACAGAAAUUGGUGGAGCUGAUAACUAAAAUACUCCAUUUUUGCAGCGUGGCAGGAGAUAAUGUUCAUCUAGAUUGAUUUCAUUUGCAUAUUUCAUGUUCUAGUUCUGAUGAUGAUGAGCUGAUGUUCCUCCUCCGUAUUACAUAAAUCCAAAAUAGCUGCAGUGGCUCAGAUGUAAUGUGGGGAAAAAAAAUCUGAGUGUUUAAAAUUAGACACCUAAAAAAUAAUGCCAAUUAAACCAAAAAACCACCACAUCUUUUAAACCACUUAAAAAAGAAGUCAUGCCACCAGGUGGUGCUGAAUUGCUGUAAAUAAAUUGCCACGUGAAAUCUCAAAGCAUGUGACUGUACCUGGAAUCCUCUUAUCACUUAUGAUAACUAUGAUAAGUUGGCAGUUUUGCUGCUGUGGUAGAAGGGAAUGGAAUGGGAUGUCCCAAGUUCUCCCUGGGUUCACUCCCAACUGUAUCUUGUGAUAACUGAGUGUUUUUUUAAAAGGCAUGGUUUGGAUCAGCCUAAUUGUUUUUUAAAAAGAACAAUACAGACAAUCCCUAAAUGUCAGAGGAUUAUGGACUUGAUUGAAUCAAAAUUAAUAAAAAAUAAUAAAAAGUGUGUUUUUUUAAAAAAAUCACAGGAUGACAAAUGUGCAUUACCUGCUGUUUUAAUUUAAUUUAAACAUGAGGAGCAUAGGCCUGACCUGUUCUGUUAGCAUAAAUGCUCCAAGUGCCUCACUGUGUUGUCUCAUUUUAUAAAGUCAUCUUAAACGGUUUUAUUUCCAUGUUGUAAAGACUGAGGGAUAAAACCCCUCUUAUUUUUUAAGCAAGCCUCAAUGCCAAAAUAAAACUUACAUUGAAACAAUGA
Messenger RNA from Cyanistes caeruleus (blue tit), 2040 nucleotides. RefSeq names its product tRNA splicing ligase complex subunit 1 (gene TSLIG1). Gene Ontology annotation, cellular component: tRNA-splicing ligase complex. NCBI's taxonomy places the organism in Eukaryota, Metazoa, Chordata, Aves, Passeriformes, Paridae. The record is from RefSeq and is a predicted model, not a curated record. Gene Ontology annotation, biological process: tRNA splicing, via endonucleolytic cleavage and ligation.